AUGGCAUCAAAUACAUCUGUACCAUGUGGACCUUGUGAAAGAGGAAAUGCAAAUACUAAAGCUGACAUCUGGUGUUUCAGCUGUCAUGAAGGAUUAUGCUCAACAUGUGCAGGUCAACACAAAAGAUUUAAACCAACUGGUGAUCACAAGACGAUCGAUAUUGAAAGCUAUAAAUCUCCCAUUGACACCAUCAAAACAGAAUGUGACAAACAUAAUCAACAAUUUAAGUGGUACUGUCCAAGUCAUUUAAUACCUUGCUGUGAUGCGUGUAUUUCAAAUCAUCAUUCAAAAUGCACUGAAAUAAAACCGUUAGCGAGUGUAGUGGAGAAAGCCAAUAUAGAACAAUCGAAAGCAUCUAUAGAAAACGAUAUCACCUCCAUCUUACUUUUCUUGAAUAAAAUGGGAAUUGAAAAAUCAAAAAACAGAAUGAAAGCAGAACAACAACAUAAAAACAUAAAGGAAUCCAUUGGUAAAAUUCGGCAAGAAAUUAAUAAGCAUUUAGAGCAUCUAGAGAUAGAGCUAUACAAAGAAGCAGAUACCAAAUGGAGUAAGGAAAAAUUAAAUUUAACAGAAUUAAUUACUGAAAUUGAAGAAAAAAAGAAAAACUUAAAGGACAUACAACAUGAUUUGCAGACAGUCACAGAAAAAAGUUCCAAACUCCAGUCAUUUCUAGGGAUACACCAGAUUGAGCGAAUAGUACAUCGACAUCGAUAUGUUGUAGAUAUUGAACACAAUGAGAUGGCAAGGGAAGUUGAAAUCAAAUUAAAGCAAAAUGAUAAGAUAGAAAAAAUACUCAGGGAAUUAAGAUCAAUAAAGUCCUUUGGAGAGGUAAAUAUUGUUGAAACUAAACUAGCAUUGAAGAGAGAAACGAGUGUGAAUAUGGAACCACAAGUUGCAUUACAAGAACAAUCCAAUAUAAAGACCAUGCAAAUGAAUAUUGAAACAAAGAUGAAGAUCAACCUUGGGAAGUAUAUUAAUGACAUGAUUUGUCUGAUGGAUGGGAGAUUUAUAGUAGUUGAACAGAGUGGUAAAGUUAACCUAUUUUCUACUGAUGGCAAACUUCAGAAACUAUUACCAAUAGCAAGUGGACCCUGGAGUGUUACACAGAUCAAUCAGGACGCUAUUGCUAUGAGUUAUCCUCAAGAGAAAGAUAUUAAGGUAUUCAAUAUGAAGAAUGAAACCGUUUCCAAAGUUAUCACAUUAGAUAAACCGGUAGCAUGCUAUGGUUUAUCAUGCUUCAACGAUGCCCUUGCAGUGGGUUUAAGAAAUCGUGAAAUCCGUAUUAUAGACAUGGACGGAAACACACUAAAGUCAAUACAAGUUCAGAGUAAAUCACACCUGUAUAAUCUUGUUUAUUUUAAUGACAGAGUAAUCUUCAGUGACUAUACUGGUAAAGCAGUAUACUGUUAUGAAGAUUCAGGUAAAAUUGUCUGGGAGUAUAAACAGGAUUUAGACGGACCACAAGGUCUUUGUAUUGAUACUUUCGGUAAUAUUCUUGUAGCAGAUUAUUGCUCUGAUAGAAUAAUAGCAAUAUCAAUAGAUGGAAAGAUUAGUAAAGUAGUGCUGGGAAAAGAGGAUGGAUUGGAGGACAUGCAUUUUAUUUGUUAUAAAAAGGAUGAAUCUUAUGGUUUUAUUUGUGACAACAUGUGUGUUCUCUUAGCAAAGUUUAAUCUAUCUUACGGAUAA
This is a messenger RNA of Mytilus trossulus (common blue mussel), 1686 nucleotides long. RefSeq names its product E3 ubiquitin-protein ligase TRIM71-like. Gene Ontology annotation, molecular function: ubiquitin protein ligase activity; zinc ion binding. NCBI's taxonomy places the organism in Eukaryota, Metazoa, Mollusca, Bivalvia, Mytilida, Mytilidae. The coding region runs from base 1 to 1686 and encodes 561 amino acids. The transcript has a single exon. The record is from RefSeq and is a predicted model, not a curated record. Gene Ontology annotation, biological process: protein monoubiquitination.